CUGACAAAAAGGAAGGGGCAUUGACGUAUUAUAUAUGUUCUAAGCAAAGCAGUUCUUCUGCGUAAUGUCUAGAAGAGGGGGCAAACGACGACAAAUUGUGCAGUUGGACGGCAGCAACACCAGCAAGUUACACCGGUAUGGAUACAGCAAAGGACUUCAUUCAGGAAAAGCUGAACCCCCAAGGUUAGUCGGUGACUAUGCAGAUUCUGACUCUGAUGAAAGUGAUGACAACCAGGCAGCUGCCAGCACAGAGAGGACUGUCUCUCCAGGCCCGACCCCAGAAGAUGGUCCAGACACAGAUCAGGGUCAGACGGUCGGGGAAGAAGCGCCACCUGGUGGGGACAUGGACGAUGAACUGAGAAACUUCCUCUCCGAAAUUGAAGCCAUCCCGAUGCCAGAGGAAGGCUCCCUACCUCAGCCUGCCCCCAUCAGUACAGGAACCAGUAGCGAAAAAACCUGGGAACUGAAGGCUUUCCAGGAGAUGGAGAAGAGCCACGAGGAGAGGGAAGCAACUCCACCUCCAAAGGAGGAAACCAGCACGAUCUCAGCCACAAGAAAAGCCAACCCGUCCAAGGGGUACUCUAUGUUUGUGAAAGGAGAGCCGGAGUUUGUGAGCAGCCCGUCGAGAGACGUUGCCGAGGCAACCGCGGAGUCUGGCAAGAUUGAGGACAAGUUGGCUGGUGACCAGGAAGGGGAGUUGAAUGAGGAAGAGAUUCCAGAAGAACCAGUGAGCCUCUGGCAGAUGGUGCAAGACGAGACCUCUCAGUAUUACUACUACUGGAACACGGUGACCAACGAGGUGACCUGGGAGAUCCCCACGGAGUACACCCAGUUCCUCCUGCUGCAGCGAGAGUACCAGGAGCGCAUCGCCAAGUACAGCGCCGAGCAGCUGCAGAGACUCAAGGAAAAGCAGGCCAGCAAAUACAGUAAAGUCAACGGUACAGGUAGCACAGGGGCUCUGACACAUUCAGCUGUGGAGGCACAGAGCAGUAAAAAUCUCGACACUCAGGUUUCUACCUCAAAGCAAGAAUCCCUCCCUGUUUCCAUUUCGUCUUCCUCCUCUCACAGUAGACACAAACAUGAAAAGAAGAAGAAAAGCCACAAGUCGAAAAAGCACAAACAUCGACGUAAUGAGGGUUAUUCUUCAGAUGAAGGGGGAAAGGGGAGACACUCACCUCAUAUGCCUGACAUCGGACCUCCGGAAGGGCCCACAGCUCCUCCCGCUGUGAUAGGUCCCAGCUUACCUAGCAUCGUGCCGUAUCUAUCGGACCAGGAAGACGACGACAACGAGGAUGAAGAGGAUAAUGGGGUCAAGUCGAUGCCGGAGCUCGGAGGUCCCGAAGUGGACAGUAGGAAGUCGAGCCCGAGUGACAGCGGGAAGGUGGAGAAGGAAGAAGUUGAGCCGUCCAUGCCUGUGUUAGGUUCUGUCAGUGAAGUUCGAGAGGAUCCCGAAGACAUGGCUCAAGGGGAACAACUGGUGAAGGAGAAAGAUGCCGGAGGGACUGAUGAUGAUGGUGAGAAUGAUGAUCACAGUGCACCAGAUCUUCCUCCCGAGUUACUGGCGGAGGUUGGCGUGAAGGAGCCUGAUGUUACUGCUAGUGCUGGCGAAGAAGCCAAUGAUGUGUCCAAUCAAGCGCAGUGUGUAGCAGUCACAGAAGACGGGGAUAGUGAUCAGAGUGAAGGGUUCGCUGCCCCUUCCUCUUCCAGUGUCAGCUUAUUGCCGAAGGACGAAAGCUCGAGUUCAGAGAUCAAGGUGGAGGAGUCAGGUCCUCCUUUGCCAAAUGUGGAGAGCUGUGAGGAAGGCUUGUCAGCCGCCGUUUUGCCGAAGCAGGAUGCUGAGGGGAAAUGUCAGGAGGAUGAUGUUAAGUUGGAGCAAGUGACAACAUCUUCUGCAGAUAGUUCUGAAAAGGACCGCACGAAAAAAUCUCGAAAAAAGAAGGAAGAGUUGGAUAUGUUUGCAGAAGACUUCCCCUCUAUUGUUUCACCGAAACCCGCGCUGUCCGAUGAUGAAGCAGUUGCAACGGCCAAGCUGGAAGUGAAAUCUGUGGAGCUUGAAAAAGAUGCCAAAGACGCUGUCAAGAUGGAGUCUAUGGAGGAAGGAGAGAUUUCGGAAGGGUUGGAGAACGUCAGCAGUGUUGAGAAGGAAAAGGCUGCAGCCAAGGUGGUCUCAAAUAGUUCACUGCCCAAGCAAGAGAAACUUUCCUCAAGGAAGUCGGAUAAACCGAAAGACAAGCCCAUGGCCAGCAGCAGUGGUGGGAAUAAAUCCUCCAAGUCUUUCAGCAUUGUAGCAUCUUAUGGGGGUACUGACGAGGAGGAGGAGGGAGAACUGAAGGAGAGUGAUGGAGAGAGGUCAAAGCGGAGGAAGAAAGAGAAAAAGAAAGAAUCGAAAAAGAGAAAAUUAGAUGUAAAGGCAGAGAAGCCGUCUGUUGACCUCGAGAAAAUCGUAAAACCUCCUUCAGAGCACCAGGAAAUAGUUGAGGAGAAAAAACUUAAGGAGAAAGGGAAAGAGGAGGUCCCUUGCCCAGAGCAGCAGAGUGGUAGUGGCAAUGAUAUGGCAUUGGUCACUGAGGAUAUUGACCCGGAUGACCUUGACGACAUUGACCGUGCCCUUGAGCUGGCCCUGGAGAAGAAACUGGAGCGGAAAAAGGUGGAGCUUCAAACUCAUGAUGUUGCAAGUGUGGAUGUGAAAUUGGCCAAUGGGAAUGGAGCCCAGCUUGUCACAGAGACAGCUAAGGAUGUUGACUCUAAAGGGGAUGGAGACUCGAAGACAGGAGCUGAGGCAGAGGAAGAAAACCUGAAGACUGAGAUAAAGGAGAUGGCAGAGCUGGCUCUGAACAAGCUGGAGUUUCUGGACAUCGGCACAGACAACCUGUCGCGUCUGCAAAUCUUGUUUAUCGAAUUGCAGACGCGGCUGACAGACUGGGGUGCGGGCGGGCUGUCGAGCCAGUACUUUCGUCAGCAGCUGGUGGUGGCCGAGGGUCUCCUGCAGCAGUACGAGCUGAGCGCGGUGCCCGAGGGCUGGGCGUGUCAGUGGGACAGAGCCAACAACCGCUACUACUACCGCCACAAGGUCACCGGCCGCAUCCAGUGGGAGUACCCCGAAGUCAAGGACGACAAGGAGGAGGUCAAGGAGAAGGAGAGCGGCAGGAAAGCCUCGACCAAUGAGAACAGGUCGCGAGAUGCCUCGGAGGUGGAGGAUCGCAAGAGCCGGAGCAGCAGCGGCCGCCACAGGAAGCGAGAGGAGAAGGAGAGAAGCAAGUACGACAAGCACAGCAGCUCCCACCGACACAGGCGCAAACGCCGGCGCCGUAGAGACCACAGCAGCAGCAGCGAGGGGAGCGCGGCAGACGCGACGGCCACCCCCAGACGCCAGCACAAGAGCAAGCGGAAGAAGCGGCAGAGGUCAGAGGUCAGAUCUCCCAGUGUGGAAAUUCUGGACGAUCCGGAUGUACUGGAGGUGAGAGAUGGGAGUGGCUCUCCACAGGCCGGAAGCUCCCGGGCAUCUCCACUGCCCCCAGACCUGACCGCAUCUGGCUUAGAGCUUGGAGUGAGCCCGCUGCCCAGCCCGCCACCUAUCCCAGCCCCACCUCACUCAGAGGAGGGGGAGAACCCGCCAGAGCUCCAGCUGGAGACAACCGGCUCUGAGGUCAAGGACCCAGAGGCUGAUGCUGGGCUCGGUGAUGGUAUCGAUGGUGAGGCGAUGGAGGAGGAGGGCGGGGAGAAGAAGGAGGAAAAGGAGGCAGAGGAGGAGAAUUCGGCCGUGAUCUCACGACCUCCCCAGAUCAUCAUUCCCCCACACGUAGUGGCCAUGCAGCCCCCUGAGCUUUACUCGGCACCACCUUUGCCCUCGGCACCAGCUGUGACGAGCCAACCUGGCGCCUCGACGACGGAGACAAACCCUUCACAGCAGGAGGCAGACGCAGAGAAGCAGAUCAAGAAGAAGAAGAAAGAAAAGAAGUCGUCGGCUGCAGGCUCCAGUGGCAUGAUGAAGAAGAAGCACAUGAGCUCCAUGGUGCAGAAGUGGCAGCGGGUCAAGAAGGAGGUGGAGAAGGAAGACAGGGACAAGGAGCUCAGGCAGGCAGCCAUCAGACAGAAGAUUCAGGAACUCAAGUAGAGGACAAGGGCACACAACACACAUAUGUAUACGCGCACUCAUACACGCACACACACACACUCAUCAUAUUUAUACUCUGUGAGAGCCUUCAGUGUUUGUGCAACUUGAUGCAUAUUCAAAAAAUCGUAGUGGUAAAAAGG
Messenger RNA from Aplysia californica (California sea hare), 4254 nucleotides. Its product is annotated as formin-binding protein 4. NCBI's taxonomy places the organism in Eukaryota, Metazoa, Mollusca, Gastropoda, Aplysiida, Aplysiidae. The record is from RefSeq and is a predicted model, not a curated record. Gene Ontology annotation, molecular function: protein binding.